UAAGAUGCAAAAUGGCGCCUGUCAAUACAGGUAGUAUUUUGUCACAAGUGUAAGGAGAUGUUUUUUUUGGAUAAUAUAUUAAAAUCAAGUGCGACACUCUUAAUAACUUGUGAAUUAAUACCGUAAAAGUAAAGUGUGACAGUAAUGGGUGCGAAGGCAAGUACUGCAAAUGGUAAUCAAAGUCCUCGAACGCGAACAUUUUCUACAAGUAGCAGUUCAGAAGUUGUUUCGUCUGGUCCGGGUUUUAGUCUUUUAAGGGCCAUACCUGGUGUACAUAUAUCUAGUGAUCGUCAAAGAGCUCGUUCUUUAAGUAGUGUGCCCGAUUUACAUGCAAGUCAUGAAGCAAUUCCUAUACCAUCAUCGGCGACGGGUGUUUAUGAUGUAUCCCCGCGUGCAAGUCCAGAAACUGACAGCAGUUCAACAGAGGAAGCCGGUCCUAGUCCAAAUGCAGCUAAUUUGGCCCUAGGAAGAGUAUUUGCAGCCCAUUCACUGCCUUCUCAUAUAUGGUCACUUAAUAGUAUCAAAUGUCCAGUAUGUAGCAAAUUUGUAUUGCCUGAUGAAAUAGAAUUUCACUUAGUUUUAUGUCUCACAAAACCAAGACUUUCAUACAACGAAGACGUAUUAAAAGAUGAUAAAGGAGAAUGUGUGAUAUGUUUAGAAGAUUUACAGCAGGGCGAUACUAUUGCCCGUUUACCUUGCCUAUGUAUUUAUCAUAAAAGUUGUAUUGACCAAUGGUUUGAAGUAAAUCGCUGUUGUCCAGAGCAUCCGGGCGAUUAGCAGGGCUCUGAUACCGAAUCAGAGAUGAAGAUUAUAUUAGCCCAACAGCAGACUGCUAUACUACUACCACACCAGAAUCAUACUCAGCCUACUCUGCGUUGUUGAAAUAUCAAUUUUAUACAACAUAAUUUACAUAAUAUUAAUUUUAGA
Chrysoperla carnea is the source of this 927-nucleotide messenger RNA. Its product is annotated as E3 ubiquitin-protein ligase ZNRF1. The coding region runs from base 145 to 777 and encodes 210 amino acids. The record is from RefSeq and is a predicted model, not a curated record. The transcript is spliced from 4 exons. NCBI's taxonomy places the organism in Eukaryota, Metazoa, Arthropoda, Insecta, Neuroptera, Chrysopidae.